AUGCUCAUGUUGAAGUCAUUCAUCGCCGGUCUUGGCAUAGCAGGGGCUAUAACAUCUGCUUUGAGGCUUGUUACCAAAGCAGUAUUCGAUAGAUCUCCCAACGGUCAUCGAAAAGGCGCUUUGUUGUUUUUGGCAUUUUCGACGUUGAUCGAGUUCAUUUGCAUUGUUCUCUACGUACACAUUUUUCCAAAGCUAUCACUAGUAAAGUAUUACUGUGCGAAAGCUGAAUCAAUCCAUCGAGAAGCUGAAGAAAAACAAACCAGUCGGCUAAGCAACAAAGAGUUGCUCUAUCAAAACAGGAACCUUGCAAUCAAUCUUUUCCUCAUCUACACCUUAACAUUGUCGAUAUUUCCUGGAUUUUUGUAUGAGAAUACUGGAGAACAUAAGCUCGGUUCAUGGUACCCUCUUGUACUUGUUGCUUCGUAUAAUGGGUGGGAUGCUUUCUCAAGAUAUAUUCCUCUAAUUGAACACCUAAAACUCAAAUCGGAACAAUGGAUCACUGCGUGCGUGCUUAUCCGGUUCUUGUUUGUUCCGGCUUUUUACUUCACUGCAAAAAAUGCGGAUCAAGGUUGGAUGAUAUCGUUAACAUCUUUUUUGGGAUUAACUAACGGCUAUCUAACAGUGUGCGUUAUGGCAGUUACACCUAAAAUCAACUACAAUGUUUUGGAGACGAAUGCUUUGGGAAAUUUGCUGGUAGGUUUUAUGUUAGGAGGGAUUUUUGCAGGUGUUUGCCUCGGUUGGCUUUGGCUACUAGGAACCAAUAGUUCCUUUUAGAGAGAUUCAGUAUUUACAAAAUAUAUGUUUAUGUAAUAAACAAUAUCUUUGAACGAGAAAAUAUUCUCAACGACGACAAAAUAUCAAUAUCUAACUUUCAAUAUUGACGUGUUAUGUUUAUAUGAGAAUAAUAUUAAUGUAAAAUGAUUAAUAA
This is a messenger RNA of Camelina sativa (false flax), 928 nucleotides long. NCBI's taxonomy places the organism in Eukaryota, Viridiplantae, Streptophyta, Magnoliopsida, Brassicales, Brassicaceae. The record is from RefSeq and is a predicted model, not a curated record.